AUGGUCGACCAAAAAACGGACAAUCAGCAACCUCAGCAACCCUCGCCAUCUCAGAUGCUACCUUCCAUUGCAGCUCUGACGAACGGUCUGCCCAGCUCUAACCAGUACUCUCCUCCAAACCGACAGCCUUCUCAUCUUCCCUCGAGGGACUCGGGCACUUGGCCGCCGAUACAUCCUCAGAUGAAGCCGGUCGAGUCUCACAUGAACAACCAGUCUCUUCAAGUAGCAACCUUGCUGAACCCAGAUGAUGGUCAAUCGAGGAACUCGAUACCAAACACACCAACUUCGAACAGACUCUCUCAGCACCAACAGCAAUCGAGUACAAUCUUGCCGUCAAUCAACCAGACCUUCGAUGCAGGCAACCGUGGAAGUGUAGACUACCAUCAGUCCUUCGACUCGCGCAGAAGUAGCAUUGACAGCCGUGUCCAUAAUGGUAUCUCUAACCUAGGUCUCAACAACCCUACGUCUCCUUACGAAAGCCAGAAUGGCUCUCAAGUCUCAUUGGCUGCCAGUCUCCGCCGGCCAAAUAACGCAGGCCCUAUGUCACCUAUGAGUGGUCGUGGUAGCAUUCGCGGCCAAGGUCCGAGAGUUGCGCCCCCAAUCGUCGGUGCCUCUCGAGUUCCAGGCGGUCCUGACCCAAUGGCUUCCAAGCCAACACCUGGUCAUGCUUGGGCUUUCCCUGAUGAUCCUAUCGCUGAAGAAUCAAGGCGCGAGUCAAGCAGCGAUGACUCUCAACGUCACAGCAUCUCGAGGACCAACAGUUACGCCGCAUCUUCUAUCAGAAGCAGCAUAUUCUCCCAGAAUGACGGCCUUCCCUACGGCCAGAGGCGAUUUGAUGAGGACGCACCAACCCACCACCACCACAGCAUGAGCCAGCACAGAGUUUCUGCUCUUCAGAACGAGGCCAACAUUUCGGGCGGUGGAAACUACAGCCGUACGCCAGAGUUGCGAAUCAGCCACAAGCUUGCAGAGCGCAAGCGCCGCAGUGAGAUGAAAGAUCUCUUCGAAGAGCUCAACAGAGUCGUCCCAACCAAUGGGGGCGCAAAAGCCAGCAAAUGGGAGAUUUUGACAAAGGCGAUUGAUUACAUCAAGAACACCCAGACUCAGGAAAGAGGGCUUAUGAACGAGGUUCAUCGCCUUCGUGAUGCUUCGGAAUACGCUCGCGAGGCGCAAUCGACGAUCGACAAUCUUCAAACAGAAAUUGCAGUCAUGCAAGAACGUCUUAGAAUGUUGGAGCCUGGCAAUCCACACAUCUACGGUGCAUACACGUCGAAGAUGUCACAAGCCCACGCUCAAGCCCAAGCCAAUGGACAGCCUCGUCAGUUCUCCCUGCCUGCCAUGAACGCUGUUCCUCCACCUCCGCAGCACUACAACGCAGCUAGUGCUGCCUCCCAGGGAAUGCAAGGUGUAGAGUACGGCAAUGCUCCCAGACAUCACUAG
Aureobasidium melanogenum CBS 110374 is the source of this 1440-nucleotide messenger RNA. RefSeq lists its product as uncharacterized. Lineage: Eukaryota; Fungi; Ascomycota; Dothideomycetes; Dothideales; Saccotheciaceae. The record is from RefSeq and is a predicted model, not a curated record. Gene Ontology annotation, biological process: positive regulation of transcription by RNA polymerase II. Gene Ontology annotation, molecular function: protein dimerization activity; DNA-binding transcription factor activity. Gene Ontology annotation, cellular component: RNA polymerase II transcription regulator complex. The transcript is spliced from 3 exons. The coding region runs from base 1 to 1440 and encodes 479 amino acids.